AGGACACUCUUUCAGACUUGGAACUUUCAUGUUUCUUCUCAGGCUGACAAUUUCUGAAUUUUAAAAGUACUUUUUCUAACUCCCUAGUCACUUUUACAUCCUGCUGCUGGUCAUAUUAAGGAGUUUGGGGCAAGGACCCUUCAGACAAGUAUCACCUGUUCAUUAUCACCUUCUUUUAGCAGGGUUGCCCUCUAGGCCAGUUGCCAUCACUGGGCUGGGUGAGACCCCCAGACCAGCACAAAAGAAGGUCUAAGUCCUGUCUACAACUGUGGGCCUGGAGCCUCUACUGAAGAUAACAGUUUGUUUGCAAGGUUCAUUAGAACACUCACUGCUACUGUGGCAUUUGAAACUUUUCACUUACUAAAAACAUCAGAACUCACUCUAAAACUUAUUCAAUCCCUGCACUCUGAUUUCUCUCCGAAGAAUUCAGAUAGACCCCCAACUCACUGACUCCAACAACUCAGAGCACAGGGAGGCAGCGGGACCCCCGGCCAGCUCGGGCGAAGGCCAUGGGGAGGCUCAGGAGAGAUUGCACAGAGCCAGGGACACAGCAUGGCCAAGCCCCAGCUGGGCUGGAGCCAAGCCCGACCCCAAGGCCAGCCAGCCCAAGCAGCGCUGGCAGGGGGGACAGCAGGGGGACAGCAGAGCAGGGCCGUGCCCCAGCGCUGCAUAAAAAGGCCCAGCAGGCCCAGGGAGCAGUGACACUCUCAGCAGAGCCCAGGGCAGCGCUGGCAGAGCUGCAGCAGAGGGCCAUGGAGCAGUACUUCUCAGCCACGCAGAAGAUGGAGCAGGAGGUGAUGUUCCCCAGCCUGCUCCGAGGGGUCUUCCCGCAGCAGGAGGGGGCAGCGCCGGCCGCCGAGAGCCGCACGGACCUGUACGAGCGCUACCAGCUGCUCAAGGCCAUCAAGCCCAUGGUGGAGAAAGGCCUGGCCUCUGUGGGGGAGCAGAGCCCCGCCGGUGCCGACAGCGACGCGGCCCUGGGUGAGGGUGCAGACAGCAACCUGGAGGAGCGCCUCUCCCAUCAUGUCAAUGGAUUGCAGCAAGUUCUGACUGACCUCACCAAAAACACCAAAGCCCUGACCCGCAGGUACAGCCAGAUCCUGGAGGAGAUCCACCUUAGUGAGGAUCAGUCCAGCUCUUGAGCCUGCACUUCCCAUCUCUGAGGGUCUGUUGUCCAAGCCCAGUGGCACUUUUCUCCUGCACCAAGUCCCACCGAGGAGCAGCGCAGAGCUUGGCCAUCUGCUGCUGGGUGCUGCCUGCACCACCCGACUCGUCCUGCGGCCGAUCCUGCCGGCAAGCUUCCUGCUGCCUCUCACUCCUGUCCUUGGGGCAUUUCUGCAGGGCAGAAACGAGUGGUUUGUGUAGUUGCUUUGUAGAAGGCGUCUGUAACUUUGAAGCGAUGUUCCUUUCUGUGUGUGCCUCCAAACCGUUCUCUGUGGUAAUGUCAAUGAAAUGCAAAGCCUUGUGCAGAUGUGUCCUGUGUUUCCUAGCAGCUGGCACUUCUGUAGAACUACUGUCCCCCAGCACAUGAGGGUGAAGGGCCUUGGCUACCAAGGCCAGGCUUCAGUGCAAGGAGAUGAGCUGGGUUUCUUUGACAGGGCUUUGAGAUAGAUGUUCCCCCAGCUCUCUGUCUGUCUCACCUUGCAAAACCUCACUGUAAUUCUGCCACCAUUCUGUGCUUGGUGCUGGAUCCCAGUAAUCCUGCCACCAUUCUGUGCUUGGUGCUGGAUCCCAGCCUGCUCUCCAGCAUCCUUUCUUCCCUCCCACAACAUCCUCUUCUCUCCUGGAUUCCCAGCUUCCCAGCUCCUCCAUCCCAUCCCAUCCCAUCCCAUCCCAUCCCAUCCCAUCCCAUCCCAUCCCAUCCCAUCCCAUCCCAUCCCAUCCCAUCCCAUCCCAUCCCAUCCCAUCCCAUCCCAUCCCAUCCCAUCCUAUCCCAUCCCUUGUCCUACAUGCAUCCAGCCCUUUAUACCCAGCAUUGUGUCCUCUCCUGUGAACAACCUGUUCCCUCCCAGAAACACCACCCUUGGGAAGUCCUACUGAGCUGGGCACUAGAGGGAGAUGUCCCCUUGCUUGCUCAGGACAUCUUAAAACAACCUCAGCUGUUGAAAUAGUGCUCCUUUGGCUGAACAAACAACUGUUUCUCCAUCAACUUUCCACUUGUGAUUAUAAAACUGGAGAUCUCUGAGGAUCUGUGGUGAGAGGAGGACUGUCACCAUGCCCUCUGCUGCAGGCUCUGGUUGUGUUGUUUGUGUUGCUACAGGUGCUUUCCGAAUCUGCCAUAUCACAAAAGUGAAAUAACAUCCUUCAGACUGAAAUCAGACUCAUCAGCUCCAAAAGCCUCCAUCUAAAAUGAACAGAUGUUCUGCAGAUGGUAUCCCUGUUACCUCCAUUCACCUCCAGGCAGCUCCAUGCCUUGCCCAUGUAUUUGUGUUAACCCCUUUAGUGGGAUCCUGAUUGCUUGGCAGCAAAUGAAGAUCCACAACACUGUAAAAGGAGGACAAGAGCAGGAACUUUCUGCCUUGCUUUUAUUUUAGUGAAACUCUAAUUGCACAGAAAAUAAAAGAGAAAAAUUGUUGUGAUGA
Molecule: messenger RNA, 2582 nt
Organism: Oenanthe melanoleuca
Lineage: Eukaryota; Metazoa; Chordata; Aves; Passeriformes; Muscicapidae
Exons: 3
Coding region: 510-1142 (210 amino acids)
Biological process (GO): regulation of lipid biosynthetic process
Cellular component (GO): cytosol
Source: RefSeq, a predicted model, not a curated record